AUGUCGAUCGAAGAACCAUACACCAUUGCUACUCUACCAAGACCGCUGGAUCAGGAGCAUGGCCGUAUCCAUCCAGCGACGGUGUCCAGCUUGAGUGGCUCACGGAAGAGAAAACGACAUGAAAUCGCCGUCGGCGUGGACGGCGAGGGCGUGAAUAUCUAUAAUGUCCAAACACAGAGCAUCGUGAGCUCCUAUGCGCUUCCUCCCCAGUCCUACUUGGCUGCACCUCCAUGUUCGAUAUACUGCAAACGGGCAAAGCCUCUGCAAUCGCAGCGGCAUACAUAUCUCGCUAUUCACACUCGAUCCAACGACUCUCGGUCGAGACUUGUGGGCAUUACAGAGGAUCUAGGUAGACCGCUGAUGGACUCACACGAACCACGAGCGCCGACCAAAAGAGAACGAAAGCUCCGCGACGGAAAGGUUGCAGGGUUGGACGUCGUCCCUGUGUCCGAUGCCAAGGGUGGUAUCGCCCCGGUGCUGAUAUCCUAUGAGAAUGGCAAUGUGGAUUGCAUCUCUGGAGAUUUGUCAGGGACGCGAUGGGAGCACUCAUCGACAGAUGGAGGCUUGGUUGAGUAUGCAGCAGUGGUGGAUCUGGAUACUGCACGAAGAGGCCUGCUCAAGAAUCGCGAAGACGUGCUUGCGCUUCUGGGUCCUCAUGUGUCCGACAGCGCAAAUGGGAAUGCUCCUUUGCUGUGCCAGGUCAUUCGCAUUCCGCAGCAGGCGUCUUCACAACUGAGGGUAUAUGCCCUGCGAGACGUCGGCACAACCACUUUACAAGGACAGCGAUCGAAACUCGAUCUUGUCUUAAGCUACGAUGUGCCCGCGAAACACGGCGAUGGAAGGUCGGUCUACGAACUGCAUGCAAGCUCUGGUAUGCUCUACCAGUGUGUGGGCCAACGUGUGGCCAUCUUCGAUGUAUCCGGCACCACGCCGCGACUGUCAUUCGAGAGUGGCAGAAAGUCUGGGCAGGUGCAAAGCUUCUCUCGUCUCUCUGCCGGUGCCGUUAUCGUGGUAUCGCAAGGUCGACUAGCAGUCUACGAUACCAAGUUUGGCUCGAUCCUAGGCGCGCUGACUCUGCCUCACGAUCAGACGACAGCUCAGAAUCAGCCAACGCCCGCGCUACUCAAUCACUUCACGGAUCUGGGUAUUCUCGUUGCUCUGGACGGCAUGAAGCUGAUUGCAUUCCAGCUCGGCGAAGCCAUCGAAGAUGUGAAACGGUCAAGAGCGCAAGGUGCGUUGCUGUCUGAUGUGAUUGGUAAGGGAAAGUUCACCAACGAGGCUCAACACCUUGAUAUCUACAGCCGAAGGGACAAAAAGCAGAAGAAGUGGGAAGAGUGGAAAGCCAAAGUCGACACAAUCGCGCAACAACAUGACACUCGUGCCCUAGAACGACGAGUCGCCCAGGACAUCCAUGUCGCGAACGAUGACAAGCAUGAAGAGACAGAGACGCUGGCCAAUGGUGUUACAAACGGAGCUGAGGGUGCGUAUGUUGAAUGGGACCUGCUACCGCAACACUUCGACUCUCCGUACGUGGAUCGCAGGAAAGCCGUCUAUGUGCUUGGAAAGAUGUUUGCAUGGAGAUCGAAAACGAGCGGCUUCAUCCUUGGGCAAAGACACCUUGAGCUAGUCUUGCCGUCCCGCAACAUCUUACGAUGGCUCGCCCUCGCUGGCUACCUCACCGCCACAGAAGUGGAACACGCUCUGCCGCAGGCCGUGGAAGGGUUUGCAUCAAGACCUUACAUUGCACCUGGCGACAUCAUCCGAGCCGUCAGCGAAGCAGAUCCCAGCUUCGUCCUGCUCCAUAGCCUGCUGGCACUGCCAGCCUACUGGGAGCUCCCUGAGGUCGUUCAAGCCCUUCAAGUGUUGAUCGCAUCGUUCGAUGAUCAGCUCGAUUCUGAAAGAGAGACCCAGCAAUUCCUCACAAACGGAGACGUAGACAUGGUCGACGACGACAGAUCUGAAGCCAAGAUCGAAGCGGAAGAAGCUGCCGCUUUCGCAGAAGUGGAGCGAGUUACCAACUUCCUGGAAGCCGGCGUAUCUACUCGCAGCGCCGCUUUUCGAAAAUGUCUGGAUCGCCUGCAGGAAUUUCCUCAGAAGAACGUCACAAAGGUAAUGCGAGCUCAAAUGUCCCAAGACGACAUCAUUUACUUCAUCCACAUCAUGCGCCUAGAGCUCGCCAAUGGCGGCUGGACUCGUCCCUAUGCCGGACAAGUCGAAGAGGAACUGUCCUCUGACUUCACCUCUCUCGGUGAAGCUCAAGAUUUGCACCCCAGCAACCAGGCGAUUCGCACCAUCGCGAACCUUCUCAGCUGCUCCGUGGAUGCCAUUGGGCUCAGCGGUUGGCUCAUUGGCCAAAGUGGCAAUAGUUGGUCGACGGAAGACCUCAUCGAGAGCAUGGUCAACGAGACUAGUGCAGUCGUGGAAGGCAUUUACCACUUGGAAAGCUUGGAGACGUUUCUGAGGGAAGUGGAGAAGACGGGGGCAAGUAUUGAUCUGAAGCAGAGCACUGAGCGGAAGAGGAAACACGAGGAGAUGGAGUGGACGCCUGAAACGGCGCUGAUGCCUCUUGGUGGAAGAAUUGAGCCUCCGUUGUUGAGUGGCAAGAAGUCGAAGGCGGUCACAGCGGAGCAGAAGAGUCGGGGGGUGGGGAAGUAUAGCUUUGAGAGGAUUAGGAUUUGAGCCGCGAUCUGAAAGGAUACAUUGUCGGCAGUCCCAAAGUGUCUUUGG
This is a messenger RNA of Sphaerulina musiva SO2202, 2727 nucleotides long. RefSeq lists its product as uncharacterized. The transcript has 2 exons. Bases 1 to 2679 code for a protein of 892 amino acids. The record is from RefSeq and is a predicted model, not a curated record. NCBI's taxonomy places the organism in Eukaryota, Fungi, Ascomycota, Dothideomycetes, Mycosphaerellales, Mycosphaerellaceae.